Molecule: messenger RNA, 1415 nt
Organism: Fopius arisanus
Lineage: Eukaryota; Metazoa; Arthropoda; Insecta; Hymenoptera; Braconidae
Exons: 4
Coding region: 76-759 (227 amino acids)
Biological process (GO): mitochondrial respiratory chain complex I assembly
Cellular component (GO): mitochondrion
Source: RefSeq, a predicted model, not a curated record
UCAAUAUGGCUGCGCGCGUGAUUAUGCAAUAACCUCGGGUGUUGGAUAUUUAUUGUUUAUUAUUGAAUUACAACAAUGGCAUUGAGAUCAUCAGCACCCCAGGAACUUCCAAAAGAUGCGAUUGUUAUGGAUGAAAAUGAAGCGAUUUUGCAUCAGUGGACGAUUGUCAGGUCGUGGCCCAAAAUGACUGACGUUUGGCCUUUCAGAUUGGGAAUUCCAUUGCUGGGACUCGCUGCUACAAUCGGAGGUCUGACAAUCAAUGAACAUUUCCGGAGAAAAUUAAAAUUGCACAGAUAUGGAAAAUUGUCAACCUCUUUUGCCAUGGGAUUGACACCUGCGGUCAUCAUCAGUGCGGCCCAUUGUAUUUUUGUCACUCAUGACAUUUAUAUUAAUAAAUCAAAGUGUCUCCUGUGCCUGCAACAGAGAGCAAUGACUCUCCAAGUUGGAUUUGGAGUUUGCUAUCCCAUAAUGCUCUCACCCCUCGCAAAUUUCAUGUACUCAACGAGACAUGGCACGUACAGAUUACCGUACUGGGGGGACUACAAAGGCACCCUGAAGCUGUGGUGGAGGUUCGUAAAGGCUGGAAAAGAAAAAUUCAUCGCCCUAAUAUUAUUUGAAGCAUUCAUAUCUGCAUUUAUCUCCUACAAGGAGAAAGAGAGUCUCCUGAACAUUCAAUUGCAGAUGUUCGCUCUAGAGGCAGAACUAUUGGCGGAAUUGAAAGCAAAAAAAAAUCGGAAUCAACUAGAGAAACAAAAUUAAACCGCAAGACUGUACACCCCAAACGUUCCGUUACGUUAAUGGAAAAAAUCAUUAAUAAAUCGCUUCCUAAUUGUAAAAAAUAACAUCUUAAUUUUCAGUAUGAAAAUUUCAUUUUAUUGUACUCACUGUGAUACACGGUGCUAUUAAUCAUAUAUUUGAUAUAUUUUGUUAUUCUCGUGAACGAUUACAAAUUCUUUCAGUGAAAUAUUCCGUUUUAUUAUUUAUGAAAAGAUUAAAUCGCAAACAGAAGAGUUCAACAAUAAUUUGAGAUAUUUAUCUGAAAGUUUGUGUCUGAAUAAUUAUUCAAUCAUCAGGACAGAUUUGUCAAAAUUACUCAAAUAUUUAUAUUUAAAAUUUUGAUAAUUCGUUAAAAAGAACUUUCAAGAGAUAGUAACAAUAAAAAAUUCAAUUUAUCUUUGAAAUUACACUUGUGUGACGGCGACACAUACAUCACAUCUAUAAUCAUCAACAUUUCUUCAUUACAUUGUAUUCUUUCUAUUAUUAAUUAAUUAAACAAUACCCCACCUAAUUAUCCACUACACGAUUUUUUAUUGGCAGUUAAUUGGAUUUAUUACUGAGGCUUCAACACUCGUGGCAUCAAUGGAGAUCUCAAGCAAUCCCUAAUAAUAAAUUGGAGUAAGUAACGAACAGCCGAA